AUGCCUGCGGAGCUCCCCAACCCGGAGUUCCGCAUGCAGGCGGACGAGCUCGGGGCGCAGUGGUUCGACAAAAGCUCGCUGGAGACGGAGUUCACGACGGGCCUGCACGACGUCGUCAAGGGCGGGCCGUACGCGCCUGACACUGGGCGGGGGAAGGUCGAGCAGCUGAGCACGAAGCUGCGGCGGGACGCGGCGCCGACGUUCUCGGAGGACGACCUGCGGACGAUGUUCGGGAUGUUCGAUGUCACGCGCCGCGGCGAGGUCUCCAUGGCGCAGACGCUCGCGGCGCUGCGCACCAUCCUGGGCCCCGGCGCGCGGCUCCUCGACGAGGGCGACAACAGCGAGGAGUACGCGGAGGUCCAGAUCAACCGCGAACAGUUCGUGCAGAAGCUGUUUGCGGCCAUCGAGGCGCACGGACACUGA
Messenger RNA from Pedinophyceae sp. YPF-701, 423 nucleotides. The record is from the annotation of a GenBank genome assembly. Lineage: Eukaryota; Viridiplantae; Chlorophyta; Pedinophyceae.